GCCAAGAGAAACCUGGAAACGUGGAAAUCUCCAUCCGAGGCUCAGACCUGUCUGGCGGUGCCGCAGGUCCUCGCUCUCCUCGCUCGUUUCUUCUUCGCGAGGCGUCGCAGAAGCAGCCGAGGCAGCGAAAAGUUUCAGUGCCAGCUCGCUGCCUCUGCGCUGGUUCUCGUUUCUUCGGCUUCUGUUUGCCCUCUCUCGUCGAUGUGUGUGUGUGUUCUCCGAAAAUUUUGCUCUCCUCCCUUCCGUACACCACCCGCGGGCUGCUAUGGAGCGUCGAUUCCCAUCGAAGGCAUGACUCGUUCCCUCUCUACUACUGCACUACCGCUGUCAUUUCUCUUUUGUUUCCUGUCUCUUCCUUCCAAUAUCGUCCUUGCUCUCUCGUCAUCGGUAUCGCUCCUUCCCGUUACCCUGUUCGCGUUCUCUUUCUCCCUCGGUAUCUUUCUUUCCUACUACCUCGUCUUCGGCGUCUUUGUCCCCGUUAUCGCCCUCUGUGUAGUUUUCUCUUCUAUCUCUCUUUCUCCGCCGCUGAGUUCUCUGUUCCUCGCCAUUUCUCGUUACUUUCCUCUGUCUCUCCGCUUCAGCCUGUUGUUGUUUGCGGCGCUCGUUCUUGCUGUCUUGAUUUUGCACUCUCUUGUCCGCCUCGACAGAGGCUUGCUGGAGCGCCUGCAGUGCAAGAGGGCGGCCGAAGCCGAGGGGUCGACGCGCCUUGAAGACGAUGAGGAGUCCCGCGGGUUUCCAGCAGCCGCCUCCACCGUACCCUGCGAGUUCUGGACCUCUCGGAGCUCGCUCCUUGGAAGCGCCUGCCGGAGGCGUCGGUUCUCCACUCAAUGUCCCGCACGGUGAACAACGCGCGUUGCUCUCUUCUCCUGGUGAGAAGGCCACCGAGGGAGAAGUUCGGCCCGACGACGAGAUGAAGGCGCAAGUUGCAGCUCUUCUGUUGAAAAGACAGUUUCGAUCUGUCCUCCGCCAUGUGACCGGGGCUCUGCAGCCCGAGCUCCCGCCAGACCGCCUCCUUCAGUGGCUCUCAGUCAAAGUCUACGCACUUCUCUCUCUGAAGGACGCGGCCGGCAUCGAGGCAGAGCUGCAGGCUCUGCCCCACCCGCUUUCUUCUUCCUUCUGGACCUACGAGCGCCACCGCCACAUUUACCCAGUCUCCGACGAGACGACGGGGUCUCUGAUUCCGUUUUGUCUCCACCUGUUCCUGGCGGCUGCGCCGAGCAUCUGCACACCAAGUGCGCCGUCUGGCCUCGACGCCAUCUACGCUCUCCUGCGCUUCUGUCGAAAUCAACUUGGAAAGUUCUGCGAAGCCGCAAGGUGCUCCUGUGCCGUUGGCCCUCCCGCAUCCCCUGCUCGCAACGCUCUCCUUCGUCUUCUCGUCCCUAGUGUCUCUGCUUCCUCUUCUUUCUCUUCUUCUCCUUUCGAGGAUGCCCCGGCAGGGGCGACGCAUUCCCCGUCUUCUUCUGGGAAGCAGGAAUGUGCAGGGAACAUCUCGGGGGACAGUUCGAGAGAAGGAAAGGAGGCGCGGGAUGCGAGGAGCGACGCGCUGCAUGCGCUCUGGCUCGAGCGCCUGACGAUCGUUGCCUUCCUCGCAGCCGAAAUCCUCGUCGCCAGAGGGCACCCGCAGGAGGCUCUUCAACUCCUGCAAGAAGAGAUUCUCCCACGGCGCCAACACAUGCCGACGCUCUCGCUGAUGGGCCGCAUCAGCCUUCGUAUGAGCUGUCUCGAUCUCGCUGAAGAGUUCUUCGGUUACGUCGAGUGUCUAAGCGAGCGUGAGAGCGUCGUGACAAGGACGAACAACGGCUUGCUGGCGCUGCUCAGCCGAGACGCGACAGCGGCUCGCAGAGAGUUCGAGGCGGGUCAGGCGUUGGCCAGGGCAGGCGAAGAAGAAAGGCGACAAUUUUUGCUGGGAGUGAGUGCCUUCGAGACCAGUCGAGAAGAAGUUCACGAAGCCGAGCAAGCGCGACAGGCUGCGGCGCUCCCUGGUUGGGCCACCAAGCGCCUGGCAGCCGUCACCUUCCCGUCCGCGCUCGCGAGCACUGCGGCGAAUCUCGCAGUGGCAAACUUGUACGACAAAAAACUCUACGAGGCGACGGUGGCUCUCGAGUGUGCCAUGGAACGCCAUCCAGAAGAGUCGCUCUUUGUCGGAGGUGUGAGGAAUCUGCUGACGUUGUACGAGUUCUCCCUCAACAAGCAGACUUGCCUGCCCUACUUGUCGAAUCUCAUUCUGACAGCGGCAGCUGAGGAUCAGGAGCUCGCUGCACUCGUCGCGCCGUAAUGUCACGCUCUCGACGCCCCGGAAGAAGGAUACCGUGUUUACAAGACAAGGGGGCUUUUUCCAUCUCGUCUAACGACUACGGUGGCGCUCGGCGCCG
Molecule: messenger RNA, 2372 nt
Organism: Toxoplasma gondii ME49
Lineage: Eukaryota; Apicomplexa; Conoidasida; Eucoccidiorida; Sarcocystidae
Exons: 9
Coding region: 716-2275 (519 amino acids)
Source: RefSeq, a predicted model, not a curated record